UUAUACAAAACCCCCAACACAACCGCCAUCAUUUAUAUUCCCCUCUUUCCUCACCCUUUCCCAUUUCUCACCAUUACAUUACAAUUGAAUUUUGAAACUUCUUAAGAAAAAUGGAAGUUCAAAUGUCGCCAGAAAUACUCCACGAUUUCUCUCCUCGUCUUCGAGUCUACAAAGACGGCCAAAUCGAACGCCUCCUUAAAGCCCACGCUCUUCCGCCAUCGUUCGAUUCCGCCACCCUUGUCACCUCCAAAGACGUCGAAGUUUCACCGGGUGUUUCAGCCCGUAUCUACCGACCUGUCAAAUUCGAACCCCAAAAGGCCAAACUUCCCAUCCUUAUUUAUAUCCAUGGAGGCGCCUUCUGCCUCUACUCUGCUUCUUCCUCAAUCUACCACAACUACCUUAACUCUCUCGUCUCGCUGGCUGGCUGUAUCGCUGUGUCGGUCGAUUACCGUUUGGCUCCCGAGCACCCGAUGCCCGUCUGCUACGACGAUUCCAUGUCUGUGACUCAGUGGGUACUUUCUCAUUCAACCGGGUCAGGCCCGGAACCGUGGCUCAAUGAUCGGGCCGAUUUCGAUCAAGUAUUCUUAGCUGGGGAUAGCGCUGGUGCUAAUAUUGUCCAUGACAUUGUGAUUCGGACGGACCAAUCAAAGUCAAAGCGAUUCGCUGGGAUCGCAAUGGUUCACCCAUUCUUCGGAGCUGGAGAGCCCAAUGGUCUAUGGGAUUAUUUAUACCCGGGUACUACCGGAGUGUUCGACUCCCGGUUGAACCCAGCGGCUAACCCGACUAAGAUGAGGAAGGAGAUUAGUGCAUGUAAGAAGAUACUGGUUUGCGUCGGUGGAAGAGAUUUUUUAAGAGACAGAGGGAUGACAUACUAUCAAGUUUUAAGGGAAGGUCAAGAAAAUGGUGAAUGGAAAGGGGAGUUAGAGUUGAUGGAAAGUAAAGGAAGAAAUCAUGUUUUCCAUUUGUAUAAGCCUGAUUGUGAUGAAGCUAGAGAUCUGCUCAUAAGGGUUGCUGAUUUUAUCAGUAAUUCUAACUCACAGGACUUUGAUUAUCAGAUAUGAUCAUGUUACAUUGUUACAUUGUUACAUUGAACGGGUCUAGUUGUCAAUUUGUCGAAUUACAAUAUCUAUAUGACCAUUCGCGUGAGAAUUUAGCCUUGAAAGGUAGAAAAUGAGGUUCAAAUUUGUCAAACAUAUACAAGUAGUUCGUUACUAGUAGUACAAUUUUAGUUUAAUUAUGUGGCUAAUGUUAUUAAUAUUAUAUUGAUAGUUUGAAUUAAAUUGUAGUUCGUAUUUAAAUGGGAUGAAUUGUCCGAUUCAGUGAUGAUUUGGUUCUUGCAAA
Molecule: messenger RNA, 1341 nt
Organism: Spinacia oleracea (spinach)
Lineage: Eukaryota; Viridiplantae; Streptophyta; Magnoliopsida; Caryophyllales; Amaranthaceae
Product: probable carboxylesterase 2
Exons: 1
Coding region: 111-1061 (316 amino acids)
Molecular function (GO): hydrolase activity
Source: RefSeq, a predicted model, not a curated record